Babesia microti strain RI is the source of this 2184-nucleotide messenger RNA. RefSeq lists its product as hypothetical. Bases 1 to 2184 code for a protein of 727 amino acids. NCBI's taxonomy places the organism in Eukaryota, Apicomplexa, Aconoidasida, Piroplasmida, Babesiidae. The transcript has a single exon. The record is from RefSeq and is a predicted model, not a curated record.
AUGUACAACUAUAUUGGUUGUAAAAUUUUACAAUUAACUAUAUUGAAGCGCCUAUUUGGAACACUUCUGUCUGGUAAAAGUGUCAAACAGAUUAAUUACACCGAAAUUAAUCGCAAACGGAUUCGUGAUAGGGAAAGACUACGCAUUAUAGAUAGAAUGUCUAUCAAAGAUCUCCCCAAUACUGGGCCUGGGUAUAUUCCCUUACCCGAAUCAAUUGGUGCUGGCUCAGAUACUACUCAUGGCUUAAUGCACUACACAAAGAUUUUGACCAACAAUAAUCCGCCUCAAGCGCAUAUUUAUAGGCUUAUUAAUCCCCUAGGUUAUUUAAAAGUAUCGAAGCUAGGUACCCGCUCCAUAGCCACCAUACUUUCCCUUUACAUACGAUAUCAUCCAACUAACCACUCCUCAAUUAAGAACGUUCUUAAAGAAAUAAUUAGGAGGUUUGAUGAAUUAGACACAUGCGAGCUAGCUCAUAUUGCUUAUUCAUUGAGUGGUGUUGAUAAAUUGAAGUAUGAUGGAUUGAUUGAAAAUUUCACCAAUCGUAUAUUGCUGCAUAGGUAUUGGCAUUUCAAUUUCUCAGAAUUGGCCAAAUUAUUAUACUUCUCAACUAAACAACGUAAUAGCAUUCUGUUUGAUAAAUGUCUAUUGCACGUAUUCGAUACUGAAAUGGAUUGUUCUAUCCCAUACUCUAUGAUUAAUAGUGCACAUUUGAUUGCAAAAUCAUUAGAAUCAAUUGAUCCACAAUACUUACCUAAUUAUUAUACGCUACUGGAAAGUAUUACUAAUAAGUGCAACGAUAUAUUGUGCGAAUUUAAUGACAAACUGAAUGAUUAUCUGGCCAAGUAUAUACAAAAUAGAUCGCAAAAUAUAGUAUUUGAUUUGAGUACCAAUGAUAUAGAGACAUUACAAUUGAAACAUUUAAUGCAAUAUUUGAGAUUUUGUACCGAUUUAGGAUAUAGAAAUGUCAAAUACAACACUUUGCUGAACGAAUAUAUCGCAAAAUUGUUGCAAAUAACUAACCCUCAUAAAAUAGUAUCCACUGCUACAGCAUAUGGCAAGGUUGUUAGGAAUUUCCAUCAGCCAAUACACGCCUUUAUCGCAUAUUAUCAUAAUAAUCAACUUAAGAAGCAGUACUUUCCCACAGUAAACGAUCUUAUAGAAUCUAUACUCAUUACUAAAUCUAACAAAGUAAUUGCCAAUGAAUAUGUUAAAAUUUUGAACAAUUUACCAAAGGAUAUAUCCAUUAGGAGGAUAUUAAAGGCUAAUAAGCAACUUCUUUAUGACAAUUUCUCAUUGAAUGAACAUGUUUCUAAACUUUUAACAGUUGAUGAUAUUAACACUGAACUUCUAGGUGAAUCAAAUUACUAUGGAUACUAUCAAUUGGCUAAAUCUAACGGAAUAAAUGUUAGUACUUUUAAUAGGAAUAUUAUCGCAUUUAAAGAUGAAGACCUGGAAUCAUUGGUAAACGAAAUCAAUCAGAAUAUGAAAAAUGAUGGCGACUAUAGAUUUGCUAUUAGACGUAAAGAUACUAUUUACAACCAGUGUUUAUCUGUCAUAGUGAGUAAUGAAGUUGACGUUGAAAAGAAUAUAGAUACUUUAUCUGCAAUACUAACAGUUGCUAAUGAGAUAUCUUGGUCAUUUACCAUGAGCCAAUCUAGACACCUGCUGUACGUUGUGCUUGACAAUCUUAAUAAAUUUAACAAAUCGCCGAUACUGGUUAAAAGUUGCUUUUACCGCUUGUACAAUACAAUUUUACUAGCUCAAUUGCCGUUAUUUCGCUUGCAUCAUCAAACGUACCAAUUAUCGCUAUUAUACAAGCUGAUACAGCAUGAUCAAUGCAUAAGAGAAUCUAUUAAAGAUUUGGGUUUGGAGUUUUUUAAUUAUACUAACUUUACCAUCAGUAGGAACAAAUGGCAACCAAUUGGACCUCUAGUCGCAGCCAAUUGGUUUGCUAAGCUAUCUGAUUUGGAUUCGGAUUCAGUGGAUGUUGAUUAUGGGUUGGGGGCUUAUCGGAAAGUUGAGAUAUUAGGUCAUCCUUUAAAAAAUCACGGAUUGGACAUAUUAUUUAGUAAAUCAUUUGAUUUACUAAAUAAAAAUUAUUCUAACAACGAUUUUACUAGAUUCAUUAGUGAUAAGCCAGAAAUAAUCAAAUUAGUUAUCGAAGGCACACUCAAAUACAUAUGA